AACGUGGAAACCGUUCUUCCUGCCGGCCGACGCGCCGGGCUCCAACCAGCCCAAACCGUUCCCACCGCCGGCCGUUUCCCCGCACCGCACACCACCCCACCCCACCUGACCUGAUCUGACCCACCGCAGCGCCGGCCCAUCCUUCCGGCCUGGCCCAAGCCAACGCGCGCCCGCGCUGCCCUGCCGAGCCCCAGCCGGCUCCGAUCCCCUCAAAGCACGACACCCCCACGCCGACGGCACCGCCGCACCACCGAACCCAAACCAAACCAGAUCGGAUCCGCAGCGAUGGACGACGACGACGACGUGUCCGACGACGCCUCCCCGUCGCCGGCGUCCUCCCAGGGGGCGCCCUCUGCGGCGCUCCCCGUCGCCGACCCCGUCACGGUGGCCGCCGCGCCGCCCGGGGGCGUCAUCGCGCUCGGGCUCCCGAUCCAGAGGACCGCAGCAUCCCUGUACGCCAGCGGGGGCGGGGGCGGGGGCAGCGGCGGGAGGGAGGACGCGUGGAGCGAGGGCGCCACCUCUACCCUCAUCGACGCCUGGGGCGAGCGCUUCGUCGCGCUCGGCCGCGGCAGCCUCCGCCACCCGCAGUGGCAGGAGGUCGCCGACGCCGUCUCCUCCCGCGACGGCUACUCCAAGCCCCCCAAGUCCGACGUCCAGUGCAAGAACCGCAUCGACACGCUCAAGAAGAAGUACAAGAUCGAGAGGGCCAAGCGGGUCUCCUCCUGGCAGUUCUUCAACCGCCUCGACGCGCUCCUCGCCCCCACCUAUGGCCACAAGCCCGCCGCCGCCGGCGGGCCCAAGCCUAACGGCCGCAGCCCGUUGCCCGUGGCGCUGCGCCUGGGCUUCCCGCAGCGCAGCCGCACGCCGCUGAUGCCCGCCGCCGCUGCAGUUAAGCGGAGGGCACAGUCGCCGGCGCCGUCGGCGUCGUCCGAGUCGUCCGACGGCUUCCCGCCGGUGCCGGCCUUCCCGGCGGCGAACGGGAAGAGGAGGAGGACGGACGAAGGGCGCGAUGACGGCGGCAGCGAGCGCGCGCAGGAGCUUCGGGAGCUGGCACAGGCGAUACGGCGCCUCAGCGAGGUGUACGACCGCGUGGAGACUGCGAAGCUGGAUCAGGCCGCCGAGAUGGAGCGGCGGCGCAUGGACUUCGCGCUGGAGCUGGAGUCGCAGCGCCUGCAGUUCUUCCUCAACACGCAGAUGGAGCUCACGCGGUCCAAGAAUCACGCGUCUCCUGCCGCGGCCACCGUCCCGGCCGGUGCCACCGGCGUUGGUGGCUCCUCUAAGAGAAUGUCAACGACAACCGAUGCCACAACCGAUGCCGGGGCCAGCAGCAAUCACCAUGGCCGGUACCAAAUCAGCCACGGUGACUGGCGCCCACAUUAUCAGUACGAUGAUGAGGACGACGAUGGAGAAGAGGAGAGCUAGUAAUGGCACUCAGGAGUCAGGAUAACCAGCCAGUGUAUCGGUGAUUCAGCAUGGUUCAAGAAUUCGUAUCGGCAUCGCCAUAGAGUUGCAUUGCUCCAAUUUUAACUUCUAUGUGAACGCAAGAAGAGACGGCAACUUGGGAGUAGUGGAAAUUGGCCAUCUUAGUGCAAUAGCUGAAUCAAUGCUUGUUCUUUGGAGAAGUAAUCAAUCAAAUCAUUAGAGUUGA
This is a messenger RNA of Phragmites australis (common reed), 1648 nucleotides long. RefSeq names its product trihelix transcription factor ENAP1-like. NCBI's taxonomy places the organism in Eukaryota, Viridiplantae, Streptophyta, Magnoliopsida, Poales, Poaceae. The coding region runs from base 286 to 1422 and encodes 378 amino acids. Gene Ontology annotation, cellular component: nucleus. The record is from RefSeq and is a predicted model, not a curated record. Gene Ontology annotation, molecular function: transcription cis-regulatory region binding. The transcript is spliced from 2 exons.